AUCAAUUUGAUGGGUACCUGGAACCGGGCAACAUUGGCAGUUUUGGGUCUGGCUCAUUUCACUGUGCGGUGUCCUCCAAGUUCCUCUGUGGUGUGUGUGUGUCUCAGGCUUUCCUUUUCUUUAAGGCUGAGUAAUGUUCCCGUGUCUGGAUAUAUAUUGCUUAUCAGUUCGUUCAUGGAUGGGCACUUGGGUUGAUUCCACUUUUGACUGUUGUGGGAAAAUUGGCUUUGAACAUGAGCGUACGAUCUCUGUGUAUUUAAACUGGGGAAAAGCCCUUUAUGCUGUUGUGUGAGACAGACCCUGAGCCGGGUCUGUCUCCCGGGAUUUGAAAUCUGUGCUGAACACGGAGCCAUUCCUUAUAGCAGGGGUCUGUGUGCAUGUGAGGACUUCUGUCACCUCUGGUACAUGGCACCACCCAUCACUGUGAUGCUGGAAAGCCCCUCUCCCCCAGAUUUUCAAAGCUUCCACUGACAGGGCUGCGAGGAGAACCAGGGGUACACAUUUGUCUAGCUCCAAACCUCAAGGCAGCAGCUGGGACAGAGCUGUCCCCUUCCUGUCUUCUGAGACUGCAUGAUGGCCGACUACUGGGCCCCUGCCUGGGAGGGAGCCCUGAGCUGGCCUGUGCUAGAUCUGGGGAAGGGCGUGUCAGGCCCCUUUGGAUCAAGUGCCCUCUAGGCCACAUGGCGCAGGGAGCCUGAGCUGGCCACUGGCACUUCGUGUCCCAUCUGCCCUGGUCCUGUGGGCAGACUCUCGUCCUGCCUCAGAGCUGGCUCUUGACAAACGGCAAGUUCCCACCUACUGUCUGCUUUGGGGCUCUGUUCUGGGUCUUCUCUGUCCCCCCAUACCUCUUAGCUGCCCCUGGUCUUUUUCACAGCUUCUGACCCUGCUUCAGAUUGCAGGUACUCAGUGGCUAUUUGGAAACUUAGUUUCUCUACAGUAUCUUUUAUUUGUUUAUUUUACUUUUUUGCAAUACUGAAGAUUGAACCCAGGGGUGGUCGGAGGCUGGCCUUGAGCUUGGCCAUCCUCCUGCUUCUGCCUCUGGCGUCCCUGGGAUGACAGGUGUUCGCCCCGGUAUCUGGCUCCACAAUGUCCUUUAGACCCCAUGGGAAAUGGUAACUGCCCCAGUGGUUUUUCGGCUUCUGAGCCUGCUUUCUGAACUAUCUGUUAAAGAUCUCAGUGCCCUGCAGAGUACUUAAAGGAGUGGGCUUCUAUUCUUUCAAGAAGUUUGAGACCUUUGCUUUGGAGGAAUCGUCCCAGUGCCCAACGCAUGGCUAUUCCAUCCAAGCAGAUUUCCUCACCAGCGUGACGCCUUUCCCUGGGGCACGGCUGUCCACUCUAGCCAGUCAUGUUCCACUGUUAGUACUACCCUGGGAAAUCCCUUGGGGAGGUGGCACGUGGGGAACAUGGCAUCUCACAGCCAGUCCAGCCGGCUGGUCCAGCACUUGCUCAGUGGCUGCCUCCGCAGUUGACUUCCACGGGGAGCUGUGAGUGUCGUGACCACCUCACUUGGCAACACCCUAGGAAAGCCAAGACUUUCCAAGAGACCAGAAACCUCACCUGGAGGCACAUGAUGCUCGCUGUGUGGCUCUCGGCUCUCUCUCCACACAGUCUUCGCUGGUGUGGCCUGCCCGGAAGUCCACGCCCUUGCGCUCCCUCUCUGUUGGGAUUCUUAAGGAUGCAGAGCUGCCAUCCACAACUGCAUUUUCUGCUGUUCUUCAGGCUGUUGUGAGGGGGAGAAGGGAGCUGUCCCUGUUUUGGGCUCCUUGCCCUUGGUGUUAAAUGACGCCCGUUAGCAGAUGUAUUGUUCUGCUUCGAGGCCGAGAACUGGAUUCUCUGGGUGCAAUGAAAGUGAGAUGUAAGCCCCCAGGCCCCCGCUUCCCCAGUUCCCAGUAACUGUUCCCCUACCAGCUUCUGUAAAUGCACAUUCAUCUCCAAAGCACUGUGAUUCACAAACCCAAGGAUCUGGUCACCAAAGCCCUGGCACCUCCGAGGCUGGGCUAUCAACAGUCAUUCUCUUCUGCAUGCUCUUUGUUGAGCUGGUCUUGAGCUCCUCUGUCAUUGCUAACAAGGUCCCCUGCCCAGGAGAAAGGAUUACUGUCUCCUCCCUCCCAGAGCCAGGCUCCCUUUAGCAGACUGAGCCCCCUGCAGCCCUCCGCUUGUUAUUGUUAGGUGGGAGGGUAAUGUCCUGAGCCCAGGUCUGCUGCAGAGUGGCAUGUGAGGGAACCCGGCGGGCCUUUUAUUUAAAGAUGGAAGGGCCAUGCUUUUUCCUUUAAUUUUAUUUUGACAUAACUUCCCACAGGCAUGGAUGCUGGUCCACUCUUGACCCAGAUAUUAGCAUCUACUCUGUUUAUCCUUCUCUAUCUACUCCCCCUCCAUUUUUUUUUUUUUUUUUUUAAGAAACAGAGCGUUAUCCUGCAUAAGCACAGGAUAGUUAUCUAAGCCAGGAAAUUAACAGUGCUUAAUUAGCACUGUUACCUAAUCUACAGAAUAUAUUCAUAAUUCACCAGUAGUCCCCAUAAUGUCCUUUAGGGCAAAAGAAAAUCCACUGUCGUGACUUUUAUUCAUCUUUCAUGUUUCUUUGGUCUUUUCCUUAGAACGAUUCUCAGUUUCAUCUUCUGUACCUCUGAUUAUUUUAUUUACUCAGCAGUGCUGGGGAUUGAACCCAGGGUGCUUUACCCCUGAGCUCCGCCUCAGCCCAUGCUGUCCUUUAUGUUGAGUCAGGGUCUCACCAAGUUGCCCAGGUUGGCCUUGAACUUGGGGUCCUCCUGCCCCAGCCUCCCUAAGCAGCUGGGUUCACAGGCCUGUGUCACGGUGCCUCUGGUGUUUUUAGACUGCAGCCAGAUCUUUUGGAGAAUGUCCCUGUGAUUGAGUUUGUCAGAGGUUUUUUUCCUGCCCCUGUUCUGCAGUAAGCCUAUGUUCCAGGGAGCUGCAGCUCACGGCCCAGGCACUGGUGCAGAAGUGUCUGGGCGUCUGUCUUUUAUGAGAUGCUGCGUCCAGAGCCUCUCUCCAGCAGAGCACCUCCCAUCCCUGCCCGCUGGAGUUUCCAUGGCGUCCACACAGGGUGCUUCAGCAGGAGCGCUGACCGCAGAGAAGUCUCACAUGUACCCUUGUGACCGUUCCUUCACACGAGUUCAUUAAGAAAGCAUUUUAAAAUCGAGAAUACCUCAGAAGUGAUUUGUGUCUCGUUGAGUUUCUUGAGUGGUGCUUUAAGACAGAGCCAGGUGCCUUUUAUCACAUUUGGAAGGUGUGUUUGGGGUGGCCUGAUGUCACUGAUGCUGUGAAGUGCGGGUCAAGUCAGUUUUCGUGGGAGAGGGCUGGGGGGCCUUGCGCACGGUGCAUUCUAGAUGAGGAUGCUGUGAGGGGAGAGGGCAGGGAGUGCUGGCAGUCAGAAUUGGGGCUGGGAAUUGCAGAGGGGAAGGCUCAAGGGCAGAGGAGCCGCCAAAAGCUCUGAUUGGCAGUGAUGCCACUUUCCCUGGGCGCUCAGAGCAUGUGCCCCAGGCUGGGUAGCUGCAGCCCUAGGAUGGCCUCUAAUGAGGGUUAAACGUCCUCUCUCAGCCACAGAGCAGGCGGCUGGUGUGGUUUAGUGCCAGGCCGAGGGCAGCCCUCUCCGUGGAGACCUCCAACUUCUUCUGGCUUGUGUCUUCCUGGCAGUACGUGGAACAGCGUGGAGUCUGGGUCCCACCUGCACCCCGCUGCCUGCUGCCACUCUGGAUUCUCUUCAUUUCUUUCACUGCCUCUGCUGGUGCUGAUGGGUAUUUGACAGCUCGAAGGAAUCAGGAGGACCAAACCCCUCAGGGAGUUUCCUUUUGUGACCGCACCUCUGCCCUCCAAAGGAAAAAUUCCAGUCAAUUUUUUAAAUAAGCUAAAUAUUUUCAUUUUUUUAAUUUUAAUAUUUGGCAGAAUGCUGGUAUGGGAAAAAUUGAUGGUAUUGAUUGUUAAUCAGAAGAUAGUGUUUUUGCUCUUUUAUUUUUAAUUUUAUAAUUUUUUUGGGGGGGGGUACCAGGGAUUGAACUCUGGGGCACUCUACCCGUGAGCCACAUCCCUAGCCCUAUUUUGUCUUUUAUUUAGAGACAGGGUCUCACUGAGUUGCUUUGGGCCUCACUUUUGCUGAGGCUGGCUUUGAACUUGUAAUCCUCCUGUCUCAUAGAACAAUCUUUGCUACGAAAUGUGUUUUCAGACAUGUUGAUGUGAGAACUCAUUAGCCAGGUACAUGGAACCUGUGUGUCCCCAAAAUGAUUAGGCAUUGAUUUAAAAAUACAAAGAAAUGAAUUAUUUAGAGCUAUCCCUUGUCAUAACUUGUUGCAAAAUCUUCACGAUUCCCGAGUUCUUAGGAUAAUAGUGGAAAAAACAACCAAGAGCAAGUGCACACCACGUUUGGGAUGUGCAUUGACUUCUCCCUCCAGCCAAAGGAGAUGACUGACACCAGGUUAAUUCGCUGGGCACUUGGCGUCUCCAGUGGUUAAGCCGCCUGGACUCUGGAAUAGACGGCUUUAAAAACCUGCGUCUGACGUUGCUGGCUCCGUGACCUUGGGAAAGCUUCUCCUCUGAGCGUUGCUUUCUUCUGCAAACCUGGGCCGUAUUGUCUGUCCCACAGAGUUGCCAUCAUGAAAUGUUGCAAGCCUCUGGAUACUGUAAAUUUGGGCCCAGAAAAAUUGCCCACAGGGGAGGAGCUGUGUCCCUUGUUCCUGCAGGUCUCUGGGGGCGGGGUCCUGGAGGUCUUCCAGGGAGCCCUCACUUAGAUUCUCACGUGGUGGCGUGGUUCCAUAAAACUGCAAUUACAGUUGCGAACAGACCAUUUUAAUUUGUUUUGAGGCUUCUUUUUGAAAUUAGUGACCCUUUGAAUCUGGACCGGGUGAGGGCUGCCGCUUCCUGAGGCCAUAUAAAUCAUGAUAAUUGAUCAAUCAGGAGUAAUUCUGAAUUUACGUCCUGGUGUGAACAGCAUGGUAAUUGAUCGCAUGUGUGCUGACUUAAGCCUUCUAAAAAUAAAGCCCAACAAGUGUGUGUUCAAUAUCAGCUAUUUUUAAAGUGCCAGAACAGAUUAGGGUUCCCCUUGUCACAUGGACUCCAAAGAAUAUUGAGAUGUUCUUCACAUUGUGAAGAACUGGUGUUCCUUGAAGAAAGUCAUUCCUUAAGGUUGCGAGUUUCAUUGAAUUUCCUUUUAGGGUAACACUUUCAUACGUUUGCAAUGAUGUAAUUACAGCAACGUAGAAAAAUUGAAAACUACGAUAAAGAGGCAAAUAGAAGCAUUUCUACUGAGCAUUAUCUUGACAAAAAAUUAUCAGUUAGAUCAUUUAGCAAUGGACACAGCGGCCUCCAUGUUGGAGUACGGUGGGGCAUGGAAACUGCAUGUGGAACACAUAAUAUUCCCAUUACUUCUUUGAAACUUUAGCUUAAAUGACUUGGGAGUACCUCAGGAUUAAGCAAGAUUUUGUUGCAGGAUUAUUAUUAGAUUUCUGAUGCUUUGUGUCAUUCUUCGAAAUAUCUGAGUCCUAUAUGCUUAUAAGAUGAUAUAAACAUAACAUAGGCACUGGGACUAGAAUCUGAGGUUCAAAGAAAUGCAGAAGGGAAGAAAUGGAGCAAAGAAUUUUUUUCCUUAUUUUUAUUGAAAUCUUGAAAUUUCUUAAUAUUCUCAGUGGCGCAACAUCUUAACUUUUGGUUGUUGUAUAAAGAUAAGUUGGAGAACUAGAAUAAAAAGUCUUGCUUUUUCCUUUCUUUUUUUUUGGGGGGGUGGUACUGGGGAUUGAACCCAGGGGCAUUUAAUCACUGAGCCACACCCCCAGCCUUUUUGAUGUUCUUGAGACAGAAUCUUGCUAAGUUGCUGACUUUGAACUUGCGAUCCUCCUGCCUCAGCCUCCUGAGCUGCUAAGAUGACAGGCUUGCGCUACUGUGUCUGGCUUCCCCUUCCUUUUCAAGGACUAAUGAUAAUGGUAACAACGUUGUAUAGGUUACAGUGUCUCCACUCAAAUGCCCUACCCCGAGUCUUGGUGCCUGGAGGACCUGUCCCCUUUGUGUUAAAUUGUAGAGAGAUCUGAUCGCAGAGAGCAAGGAUGCUGGAUUCUGAGCUUGACGAAGCUACAUUCAGAGAAACCUCAUCUUGACCUUCAUAUCCACAUCAGUCCUGCUGCUCCUUAGUAUUCAUUGGCCAGUCUUAACGGACUGUGUUUUGACAAAAAUGAUUUCUCCAAUUACUUUGAGUUAAAGGGCUUGUCCCGAUGCACAUGUAUGAAGGGAUCUGCAUAGAAUCUGGAGGGACUUGUGUGCCUGGGCAUGUAAGCACUAUUUUGACAGAAGGUCAGCUUGUGCCAUUUUACCUUUGUUAUGUAUGAGACUCAGACAAAUUACUGGAGCCCCAGACAAAUUGUAUUAAGUUUUAAGCUGCUUUGAACAUGGUCUACUAUUUAUAAGAAAUGGAAGAGUCUUUGGGGCAGGUAGUACAACCUAAGGAGGCCGCAAGGGAGUCUUCUUUUUUUGACAUCGAGGUUUAGUUACCUGGGAUGCACAUCCUAGGUAAGCUCAGGUUCAUUUGCCUGGUACAUGAAGCCACUCAAGUGAGAUGCAGAAGGUCUCCUCCAUUGGAUUAUGAGCUUAGCACAAUAUACAGGGAAUUACCCUGAUGGAGAGAGAAGAGGAUGGAAGGAGGUUGUCUUUGGUUACACAAUUACAAUUUUAAGGCAUUCAAUUAUUUGAGCUGUUUGUGACCUUUAUUAUAAAAGGAUCCCAGAUCUCAGAGAGCUUUUAGAACUUGGCAGAGAUUCAACAGGAGAGAGACAUCAGGUGUGCCUCCUUUCAUUCUGAAUUGUCUCUUUCCAGGCUUGAUGAGCGUAAUGCAUGUAAGAAAUACAAGCCAGAAGUAUAUGAAAAUACCGUCACACGGUCUCCUGAGAGAACCGACCAUUAUACUGCCAAAGAUUGCACAGGAGGGUCGCUCAUGCAGCUCAGCCAUAGAGAGUACUUGCCUAGCUGGUGGGAGGCCCUGGGCUUGAUCCCAAGCACAGGGGGGGAAAAUUAUGCAAGAGAGAAAAUUAGUCCUUCUGUGUCAUGGGGCAAGGGGACAAAAAACAACCCUUUCAUCCAGGGAGUAUUCCCAGAUUGAGAGGUAGCCAGUCAAGCUAGCUAGCAUUUCCUAUGGAACAGUAAUCCUUCAUCACCUGGUCAUUUUUUGCCAUACAUGCACCACCUGUUUAGCUAAACACUUAACGUUUUCCUUUAAGCAGUGUUAACUUAAAUUUAUUUUAAAGGGUUAGUGGAAAUGGAAUUUGUCAGUGUAGGUGGGAAGCCAUUUGCACCUGCUGUUAAUAGAGGAUAAUAGUAAAAAUAGUUACAAGGAAAACAGUAGAUUUCUUUUUUUUUUUAAGAGAGAGAGAGAGAAUUUUUUUUUAAUAUUUAUUUUUUUAGCUUUUCGGUGGACACAACAUCUUUGUUUGUAUGUGGUGCUGAGGAUCGAACCCGGGCCGCACGCAUGACAGGUGAGCGUGCUACCGCUUGAGUCACAUCCCCAGCCCAAAACAGUAGAUUUCAAUUCGAUGCUUUGCUUGCCGAGAACUGUGAUCCUUGAGCUCUGCUUUCUAUUAAGAGCAGAAAUUAUUCCGAGGUGUUUAGAAGUUGGGAUGGUGACUGGGAGUAGCCCAGGGCAGCGUUUGGGAUGAGGGUCCAAUUCUGUUUUCCAUCUGAGAAAAGGUUUGAGUGUGUUCCACUGUGGAAAGCCAUGGCAAUGUCCAUUGGGGUUGCGUUUUCUGCAGGUGUGUUACACUUAAACUUCAAUUCUUAAAAAUGGUGCUGUGAGCACUUAGCCUCACAUGGAAUCCGUUCAGCAGAUAUAGCCAGCUGGUUUGACGGACAGUGAAAUGACCUGCUCAUCAUGGCUCCCAAGGGUCCUCACAGCCCAGCCCAGCCCAGCCCAGAGCCACCUGAAGUGACGUCCCUGGGAGACACCUAGAGUAAUGCAAGUGCUCCCAAAAAGAUGCUCCCCAACUCCAGCCUGGUUGUCACUCCAUGCUCUGGUCUGAGCUAAAUGGUUUGCUUGGUGUAGGAACCAGGAACAUUUGGAAAUAGGAAUCCACUGCAGAGAGAAAGAAUCCCAUCACUGUCCAAGGAUUUCAGAGGCCAGAAGCUAAAUGUCAGUGUCAAGGCCAGAAAUGGGGAAAUUCCUCUUUCAUCAACAAAGUUUUGUUUUUUGUUUUGUUUUGUUUUUAAUGGCUUUUGGGAAAACUAGACCAUCUGUCUGCGUUCCUAUUGUAGGUAUGGACCACGUACAUUCUCUAGUGGACACAGCCCAAAGCCAGGACAGGCUUCUCAGGCUAGACUGCUCCCCAACAGAGCGUUUUGCAGACUUUGGGGUGUUGACCGACAGCAGGAAAUAUGUUUUUUACGUGACCCAGUGUGGCACUCACAGAUGGGUCUUUUGUACGUGUAUAAAAAUGGGAAAAAGUUUCAUGAGAGAUUUAUCCUUACUCCUUUCAGUGCAAUCUGAUAGUGCUCUUUUAUCCUGUUUCUUUUAACGUUCUUGGCCACCUACUAAGUUGACUGCAGUGGCCCACGGUUUGAAAACGUUCUGCUUUGGAACCCAGAGCUACAGUCCAGGGCGCCAGCCCAUGCCUUUUUCUGAUGCUGUACCCUGGAGUCUGUCCCAUCUGCUUAUAGCAACUUGGAGUCUCAGCCCGUUGCCAAGAGAAUGCCGUUAGAUUGGAUAUUAGGAUCUAUGACUGUGUUUGCCAAAAACAAGCUCCCCUACCUGUCAGCCUUGGACUCGCGCACUUCCUGCCUAAGGCCAAGUUCGUGGGUACUCCGUGCCUCCAAUGGAUGAUGGUGUCGGACAUUGGGCAGUGGCAUCAUAGCGUCCUUACCACAGAGGGACCCAUGCCCAGCCUUGGGAAGCCCAGGUGGUUUGAGUGUGGAGGUUUUGGGGUGUUUUUUUUUUGGGGGGGGGGAGAGGAGAACCAGGGAUUGAACUCCAGGACACUCGACCACUAAGCCACAUCCGCAGCCCUGUUUUGUAUUUUAUUUAGAGACAGUGUCUCACUGAGUUAGUUAGCACCUCACUUUUGCUGAGGCUGCCUUUGAACUCGUGAUCCUCCUGCCUCAGAUUCCUGAGCCUCUGGGAUUACAGGAGUGUGCCCCUGCGCCUGGUGCAUGUGGAUCUUUGGCGUGCAACGUAGCAUCCACCCUCCUUGAGGAGAUCUGGACCAGCCUGAGGUUUGAUGUGGGUGCUUUCCGUGGCACAUGCUGUGAGCGUGUUCCAGGUGCUGUCCAGAAGUUUGCGAGUUACACACAGACCUCUGAGUCCACCAUCAGUUGGACUCUCCAGUGAGGUCACUCACAAGUAUGCAGUUUGGUAGGGAAGGACCAAAGCAGAGCCUGCCUGGGUGUGUAUUGCAGGCAGCAGGACGCAGCAGCUGAGCUCGGUGCAUCCCCAGUCCCCCCAGCCUAGCAACGUGCCUGGUGCAGAGUCCCAUUGGUAGAGUCGCUGCCUGACCCCAGAAUAGAUUUCUAAGUCACAUGAUCAACUUCUGAGGGUAAAACAGCAGGCAGGCUAACAUUAGAAGCUUUCAAGGCAAGUGACACUGUGUCAUGAGGUCUGGGGGACAUCCGAUACAUUGACAACACCUCCCGCAGACAGGUGGAAUCUGCCAACUGUCCGUACAGGAAUAGCAGCAGGUUAAAAUAGCUUUCUUGCCAGCGCCAGGAGGAAUUCAGGAACAGAGAGUGCCUUUAUUUGGAAACACGGGAGAGAACGGCCUUGCCAGAGAAAGCCCUGAUUUUGCUUUAAAAAUAAAAAAGAUAAAUGGCAUCGCAAGAAAAUCAGAAGUUCAUUUUCGGGGACUUAUAAACUAAAUUUUUACAAGAAAGCCUGCCGCAUUUAUGAAUUCCAGUCUUUAUCUUUUAAGCAAACAUUUUUCUUAGUCCUGUCCAGCCAUAGGUUUUGGGAAAUUGUGUUAUUUCUGGUUCACUUGCUCGUUGAGAGACGAGAGUGUGGGUUUCCUUUGGCACUUGGGCUUGGUGCCCACAGAGCUGGGAGCUUUGCCACCAUAUUUGGAAAAUAUUUAACGUUGGCCACCUUGGUCUCCUUCUUCCUCACUGACCUUUGUCUUGCCUGUGUAAGGACAGUUGUAAGGACAUAGACUCAGUCCUGGAGGGCGCCAGUGCCCAUCUCUGUGGCAGCACCCGGAUUUCUUCCAUGGACAUUCAGCCAGUCUUGUCGCGAUGGGAUUUUCGUACAUGUUCCAGGAAAUGAUUCCUUUGCCACCGUCGCUUCAUUAAACCGAGUUCUCAGGGAAGCCAUAAACCACACGGAACAUUCAGAGGGCUCCUGUAGGGGGAAAUACAAAGAAUAGAGUUAAUCAAAGGCCUCAGGAAGGGUCUUUGGGGCCUUCUGUUCCUAGACGGCACCCGGAGAGACUGGAUGAUGGAGAUCAUGGCCAAGGCCUGCUGUGUGUCUGCCAAGGGGUUGGAGAUACGUGUCCUCCGCUGAGAGUGGAUGGAGGUCCCCAUGGAGAGGACGGUGAGCUGAGCACAAUGUAAAUCUUCAUAUAACCGAAAGACCCAAGAGAAGGACUUCAGUAGAAAUUUCCCGACAUGUUUUCUAAUAGCCUUGGCUGAUGGAAACUUUAAAACCAGAAUCCCUAAGCUCAGGAUGGUUGGCCUCACGGAGCUUCAUUUUCUUCCCAAACUCUCCGUGGAGUCCUGGAGGGGCCCCUCCUGUGGGAUUCUGUGUGGGCAGCUCACAGCUAGAGGGCUCCCUGGACUUGCAUGAAAAUGGCUUAUUUUGAAGGGUGAUAAAAAGGAUUUUUCAGAAGGCAAACGAUAAAUAAAUACAGUGCUGGUUUCUCUAUCUCUUGGGGUAUGGGCCGUGAGUGACCCUUUAGUCACUAAGGUUGCAGGGAGAGGUAAGCGCUCUACAGCGUCAGCGGCUCUUGUUAACACUUGCGGGGAUUUUGAGGGCAUUUGAUAUAGCAUUUUUGCUUAGGUCCUAACAGGGAUGAGCAUAUCCAUGACAGAACACAGUUCUUCCUCCCUCCCUCCAUCCCUGAAGUUUGGCAGUGAUCAUGGAAGACGCUGCUGGCACAAGGCUGCCAGGCUCCACUCGUGAAGAGUUCAGAAGCAAAACCAGAGCAUUACAAGUGGACACUUCCCCCACCUCCCCCCACCAUGCACCUCACCAGACAGCCGGAAUGCCCUGGCCUUAUCAAAGGAAUAAAAGGGCAGUGGGCUGGACGCGAAAGCGCAGGCUGAUUGUUGGUGGUUUCCCGUUGGCGACCACCUGCGCAGCAGAGCCCCAGCUUGAGAUCUCUGGGAGUUUUAAGGGAACUGGACUGGCAUCGUGGCCUAGAGGACUGGAGGGGUGGUGCCCGUGUUGCUAACCGUCUCUGGUUUCUGGAGAUUGGUCAACGGCAAAGAUUUAUCCAGAGCAACUCAUGACCAGGCGGUGGAGGCCUUUAAGACAGCCAAAGAGCCCAUCGUGGUCCAGGUAUUGAGAAGGACGCCCCGGACCAAGAUGUUCACUCCUCCAGCAGAGGCCCAGCUGGUGGACGCUGGCACGCAGACCGACAUCACCUUCGAGCACAUCAUGGCCUUGACGAAGAUGUCCUCGCCCAGCCCACCCGGCCUGGACCCCUACCUUCUGCCCGAGGAGCACCCCUCGGCCCACGAGUACUACGAUCCCAAUGACUACAUGGGGGACAUGCACCAGGACAUGGACAGGGAGGAGCUGGAGCUGGAGGAGGUGGACCUGUACAGAAUCAACAGCCAGGACAAGCUGGGCCUCACCGUGUGCUACCGCACGGAUGACGAGGACGACAUCGGCAUCUACAUCAGUGAGAUCGAUCCCAACAGCAUCGCGGCCAAAGACGGUCGCAUCCGCGAAGGGGACCGCAUCAUUCAGAUCAAUGGGAUAGAGGUACAGAACCGCGAAGAGGCUGUGGCUCUUCUGACCAGUGAAGAAAAUAAGAACUUUUCUUUGCUCAUUGCAAGACCGGAACUCCAGCUGGACGAGGGCUGGAUGGACGACGACAGGAACGACUUCCUGGAUGACCUGCACAUGGACAUGCUGGAGGAGCAGCACCACCAGGCCAUGCAGUUCACAGCCAGUGUCCUCCAGCAGAAGAAGCACGAGGAAGACGGUGGGACCACGGACACGGCCACCAUCCUGUCCAACCAGCACGAGAAGGACAGCGGCGUGGGGCGGACAGACGAGAGCACGCGCAACGACGAGAGCUCAGAGCAGGAGAACAACGGUGACGACGCCAUGGCGUCCUCCAACCCGCUGGCGGGCCAGAGGAAGCUCACGUGCAGCCAGGACACGCUGGGCAGCGGCGACCUGCCCUUCAGCAACGAGUCCUUCGUGUCGGCCGACUGCACGGACGUGGACUACCUGGGCAUCCCGGUGGACGAGUGCGAGCGCUUCCGCGAGCUGCUGGAGCUCAAGUGCCAGGUGCAGAGCGGUGGCCCCUACGGCCUGUGCGAUGCGGCCAAGAGCGAGCCCGAGAGCGUGGACAAGGAGCUGGAGCUGCUCAACGAGGAGCUGCGCAGCAUCGAGCUCGAGUGCCUGAGCAUCGUGCGCGCGCACCGGCUGCAGCAGCUGCGGGAGCAGGCGCGGGAGCCCUGGCUGCUGGCGCCCGGCGCCUUCCGCAGCUACGCGGCCAGCGUGGACGGGCGCCGGCGCGAGCUGGCCGACAUCACCGAGCUGCCCGAGAAGUCCGACAAGGACAGCUCGAGCGCCUACAACACGGGCGAGAGCUGCCGCAGCACCCCGCUUGCCCUGGAGCUGUCCCCCGACAACUCCCUGCGGAGGGCGGCCCAGGGCGGCACCGAGGCCCACCUCCUGGCCAUCACCGAAGACCCCGAGGUCGGCGCCCCACUCUAUAGCCCUUCGGCCAAAGAGCCUGAGCUCGGGCCGGCCCUAGAGGGCUCGGAGCGCAGGGCCGAGGGCAGCAGGAGCCCGCCGCUGCGCGCCGCCUGCCGGUCCGCAGCCCCGCACUCGCCCUACAAGCACGCGCACAUCCCCGCGCACGCGCAGCACUACCAGAGCUACAUGCAGCUCAUCCAGCAGAAGUCGGCCGUGGAGUAUGCGCAGAGCCAGAUGAGCCUGGUGAGCAUGUGCAAGGACCUCACCUCCGCCACCUCCUCCGAGCCGCGCAUGGAGUGGAAGGUGAAGAUCCGCAGCGACGGCACGCGCUACAUCACCAAGCGGCCCGUCCGCGACCGCCUGCUGCGGGAGCGUGCGCUCAAGAUCCGCGAGGAGCGCAGCGGCAUGACCACGGACGACGACAACCUGAGCGAGAUGAAGAUGGGCCGCUACUGGAGCAAGGAGGAGCGCAAGCAGCACCUGGUGAAGGCCAAGGAGCAGCGGCGCAGGCGCGAGUUCAUGAUGCAGAGCAGGUUGGACUGUCUGAGGGAGCAGCAGGGGGCCGAGGACAGGAAGGAGGUGAGCAUCCUGGAACUGAGCCACAAGAAGAUGAUGAAGAGGAGGAACAAGAAGAUCUUCGACAACUGGAUGACCAUCCAGGAACUCCUGACGCACGGCACCAAGUCCCCCGAUGGCACCAGAGUGUACAAUUCCUUCCUCUCGGUGACUACUGUAUAAUACCCGCCUCCGCGCGCUGUUCAUAGGAGUGACCACCACCGCGGGGUGGAGAUUCCUGCCUCGUUCAAUGCGGCACAUUGUUGUACAUAAGACAGUCAUCCUGUUUACGGUCUCAGUCUGCCACACCUGCGACUGGGCUGUCACCGCUGUUUUCAGUGCAGGUAAAAUUACACCCUUUACCAUCGUUGAAGGCAAUACUAACAGCUUUUUUCAAAUAGCAAUUGUACUUUUUUACUUGUUACCUUUUACAUAAAGUGUUUAAAUUUCAAAAAGAUCUUUUAUUACGCAUACUUUCACAGAAUAAUUUGUUGAAACUAUAUUCAUAUUAAAAAAAAAAGUUAAACACGCUUUUUUUUCCUGCCUAAAAUACAAAUACAACUGCCGGUAUGUAUUUUUAAUGGAAUCCUAUUUUAUAACCUUACUUUGCUGAAUGUGUUUCAUACGGAUGACCAUUAAUAUAUAUGUAGGUCAAGGUUUCAACUCAAAACCACCAACUUCUGUGGUUAAGGAUUUAAUAACAAUAAUCAAACCAGCACUACUUAGACUUGGAAUGAUACAUUGACACAGUUUUCUGGUGAAGGUUCCUAAGAGAGUGUAAAGGUAUUAGCAGAAAGCAAAAUAUCCUGCAGCUUUAUGGAAGUUUAAAGCAUGUUUGCAAAUAUUGCAGCCUAUUGGAAGAUAUGCAUGUACAGGAAAGUUGUCGAUUGAGAUGGUUUGUGAAAUUUUAAGUGUUCAUUGUAGUCAGCCUUUGCUUUGUAGAUCAGAAGGUACAGACUUAUACAAGCAAGUUCAUGAAAUCACCAUUAGUUACAAACACUAAGUAAAAUGAAGUUAAAAUAAAUUAUUAUUUUCUAUUUGA
Molecule: messenger RNA, 14438 nt
Organism: Marmota monax (woodchuck)
Lineage: Eukaryota; Metazoa; Chordata; Mammalia; Rodentia; Sciuridae
Gene: Pdzrn3
Product: PDZ domain containing ring finger 3
Exons: 8
Coding region: 11492-13579 (695 amino acids)
Biological process (GO): protein ubiquitination; neuromuscular junction development
Cellular component (GO): neuromuscular junction
Molecular function (GO): ubiquitin protein ligase activity; zinc ion binding; protein binding
Source: RefSeq, a predicted model, not a curated record